UUACAAUUUAUUCAAAAAUAAUUUUAUUCCUAAAAGAGGUUCGUUCAAUGAAUUACGUCGAAAACAACUGUGAAGUUCGGAAUGAAUGCAGGGAAUAGUGUGUUCAUAAGUUGUGAAAAGAUGAAAGGAUAUUCUGAAAUGAAGGACAAUCUGUUGGCUCAAAAGAUAUGUGAAUGCACAACAAUGCUUCGAUCAACAUUGCCAAGGCUUACCAUGUAG
Molecule: messenger RNA, 219 nt
Organism: Nezara viridula (southern green stink bug)
Lineage: Eukaryota; Metazoa; Arthropoda; Insecta; Hemiptera; Pentatomidae
Source: the annotation of a GenBank genome assembly